Messenger RNA from Vigna radiata var. radiata (mung bean), 3508 nucleotides. RefSeq names its product DNA ligase 1. The record is from RefSeq and is a predicted model, not a curated record. Gene Ontology annotation, cellular component: mitochondrion; nucleus. Gene Ontology annotation, biological process: DNA recombination; DNA repair; lagging strand elongation. Bases 629 to 2914 code for a protein of 761 amino acids. Gene Ontology annotation, molecular function: DNA ligase (ATP) activity; DNA binding; ATP binding. The transcript is spliced from 15 exons. Lineage: Eukaryota; Viridiplantae; Streptophyta; Magnoliopsida; Fabales; Fabaceae.
AUGUUGAAGCAGUUCAAAGGAGAGGAUCAUCCAAAUUAACUCUCAAAAACAAAACUCAACACAUCAAAAACUUCCUAUCCUCCUGCAAGCUUCCAGAAUCACUGCACCGGUUGUGUUGGACUUCAUAGAAAGCAUUCAGAUUUGAGGGUAGCUUUGGUUGGACACGCCACCAACAAGCAUCGUUCACGGAGACCAAAAAGAAAGGAAAAACGCUUCGAACGGAUCAAUAUAGAGGGUCAAAGGAAGGAACAGGAGAUGAAUUCUUGAGGCUUAGCGGUGGUCCGUUAGUAGCAGGUGGAGUUGGUGCUGCCGCUGCGCGAAGAUACAUUGAUUCUUCCGGGAGGUUUCGAGGUACCGCGGCAGGAGAUGGCGAUCUGAGAGCGGCAGUGAACUUAGCAGAGUUCUUGGAGAGAGAUAGAGAGUGACGGCUGCACACUCCACUCUCAUCUGUAUAAUAAAACCCACGUGUCACAGUUUCGAAUGGUUUAACCUAUUUUUUAGUGUGUAAGUGCAAGUAAGGGUGAUUGUUCCCGCCACUUCUGUAGUCUCUGGCGGAUCUCCCGCUUCUCUAACAAACUCACUCACGCUCUGUUUGCCCUUUCAAAUCACUCACUCGGUUCAUUCAUUCAUGCUCCCAUUGCAUUUUCGAUCCUCUUUUGGUUCUUCUUUUCGUCUAUGUUUCUGUUUCUCUCGAACUGUUAGGGUUUCGUCUCUCGUCUCUUUCCCUCUGUCUCUCUUCUCUGUCUCUCUCCGCGUCAUGUCUAAGCCACCCUCCGCCUUCGACGCUCUCAUGUCCGCCGCUAAGAAGAAUUCCAAAUCCAAAACAUCCAAGCUUUCAUCACCUCCCAAGAAAAGAAAAUCUCCACUCUCCACUUCUUCACAAAAUCCUAGCAACCCCAAAUCCCCCAAAUUGCCUUCUCCGCCCAUAACUGUUGUUGAACCGGAGCAAGCAGUUAAACAAGAAGAACUUGUUAAACCAGUUAAACAAGAAGAACUUGUUAAACCAGAAGCUGUUAAGCCGGAGCCGCGGAAGGUACGCCAACUGUUAACGUCUUCUUCUUCGAAGGGGAAGACCGAGGAGCUGAAGAAGCAAGUUCCGCAGCUGAAGCAGAAGCCUUCCAGUUUCGAUCCCGCUUCGAUUAUUGCAUGGGAGAAGGGACAGCCCGUGCCGUUUCUCUUUCUCGCCUUGGCAUUCGAUAUGAUUUCUCAGGAAAGUGGAAGAAUAGUCAUCACUGACAUUGUUUGCAAUAUGCUGCGGACUGUGAUGCUGACCACGCCAGAGGAUCUUGUUCCCGUCGUUUACCUCUCCGCAAAUCGGAUUGCGCCUGCUCAUGAAGGAUUGGAAUUGGGAAUCGGCGAGUCGAUCAUUUCCAAGGCGCUCGCUGAGGCUUAUGGAAGGAACGAGAAUUGGAUUAAGACUCAGUAUCAGAAAAAAGGUGAUUUAGGCUUGGUUGCUAAAGAGAGUCGUUCGUCUCAACCUAUGAUGUGGAAGCCUGAAGCAUUAACCAUCAGGAAGGUUUUCAACACUUUUCGCCUUAUUGCUAAGGAAUCUGGAAAAGACAGUCAAGAGAAAAAAAAGAAUCAUAUCAAGGCACUUCUCGUUGCUGCAACUGACUGUGAACCUCAAUAUCUAAUUCGUUUGCUUCAGACGAAGUUGCGAAUUGGUUAUGCAGAACAAACUCUGUUGGCUGCACUAGGCCAAGCUGCAGUAUACACUGAAGAACACUCUAAACCGCCUCCUGAAAUUCAGUCUCCUUUAGACAAGGCUUCGGAUAUUGUUAAACAAGUCUAUUCUGUUCUUCCUGACUAUGACAAAAUAAUAUCUGCACUGCUUACGGAGGGUCUAUGGAAGCUUCCAAAAACUUGUAAAUUUACUCCAGGUGUUCCAAUUAGACCUAUGCUAUCAAAGGCAGCAAAAAGUGUAACUGAAGUUCUGAACAAAUUCCAGGAUGUGGAAUUUACCUGUGAAUACAAAUACGAUGGAGAGCGUGCCCAGAUACAUUACCUGGAGAAUGGUUCAGUUGAGAUUUACAGUAGACAAGCAGAACGGAACACUGAGAAGUUUCCUGAUGUUGCUGCUGCAGUUUCAAGGUUGAAGAAAACAAGUGUAUCUUCAUUUAUUCUUGAUUGUGAAAUUGUCGCAUAUGAUCGUGCAACACAAAAACUUCUUUCUUUCCAGACCCUCAGUACUCGAGCUCGCAAGAAAGUAGAAAUUGAAGAUAUAAAGGUUAAUGUCUGUGUAUUUGCUUUUGAUUUGUUGUAUCUAAAUGGCCAAGAACUUCUUCAGGAAAACCUUAGAGUCCGCAGAGAGCACCUUUAUGCCUCUUUUGAGGAAGAAUCUGGUUUUCUUCAGUUUGCAACAGCAUUAACUUCAAAUGAUGUUGAGGAGAUACAGAAUUUUCUUGACCAAGCUGUUGGUGCUAGUUGUGAGGGAUUGAUUAUUAAGACAUUAAAUGAGGACGCUACAUAUGAACCUGCCAAGCGAUCACUCAACUGGCUAAAACUGAAGAAAGAUUAUAUGGACAAUUUAGGGGACUCUGUAGACUUGGUACCUAUUGCUGCUUUCCAUGGGCGUGGUAAACGUACAGGAGUUUAUGGUGCCUUCCUCCUUGCUUGCUAUGACAACAAUAAUGAAGAAUUUCAAACUAUUUGCAAGAUUGGAACGGGGUUCUCUGAAUCUGUACUUGUAGAACGUUCUUCCAGUCUUCGUUCUCAAGUGAUUUCCAAGCCGAAGUCGUACUAUAGAUUUGGGGAAACAAUCAAUCCUGAUGUCUGGUUUGAAGCCAGUGAGGUGAUAGUUAUCCUGACUUUUCUUGUCGAUUUCACUAUUAUUUUAUUUCCCAAUUGUGCUGUAGCCUACCAUCAUUAUAGAGUCAUCUUAUCUCUUAAUGGUAUUACUGUGUCCUUGUUUUAAAUUUUCUAGUACUUCAAUGGAAGACAUGGAAGAACAUUCAUACUGUUGGGAAUACUAUCAUGGUCUGAUGCCACUCGAAUGUGGCUGAAUGAUCUCCCAAUGUGAUCGAGUAGGGAUUAUAUGCAAUCUUGUUCUUGACAUUACUUUCUAGAAUAGUGAGGGCAGUUGGAAAAGCAUUACUAAUAAUAGUGGGAAGGAUAAUGGGCAUAUGGCAUUUCAAGUUUUAAAUAAACGGUGAAAGCUCGUAUGUUGUAUUUGGUAGAGAAGAACGAAACACGUUUGAUGAAAAUAAAAUAGGAAAGUAGAAAUAUAUAAGAAAUAAAAUAGAAAGUUGAAGAUGAUUGGUUGAAGAGAAAUAGAAAGACGAGUGAAAAUAAGUGAAAAAUGGUAGUAUGUUCCAUUUUUUUCAAUUUGGUUUCACUCACCAACAAUCGACACUAAUUUCAUCUUUUGGUUCCCUAAAAUAAUCAUGCCAUUGGAGUUGAAACGAUUUUUCCAGUGCCUUAUUUUUAAUUGUAUAUUUUUAUCCAAUAAAAUCGUAUUAUGCUCUUUGUAGCAAUCUUUUUAUGUAUUAGCUGUAUCUUACCUUAUUUC